Trichoderma virens Gv29-8 is the source of this 1052-nucleotide messenger RNA. RefSeq lists its product as uncharacterized. Gene Ontology annotation, biological process: proton motive force-driven ATP synthesis. Gene Ontology annotation, molecular function: proton transmembrane transporter activity. Bases 26 to 751 code for a protein of 241 amino acids. The transcript is spliced from 4 exons. NCBI's taxonomy places the organism in Eukaryota, Fungi, Ascomycota, Sordariomycetes, Hypocreales, Hypocreaceae. The record is from RefSeq and is a predicted model, not a curated record.
AUACCCCGUCCGAAACGUUCUCACAAUGGCGUCCCGCUUGGUACGAAGCGCUGUCGGCGCUCCCCUCCUCCGAACCUCCAUCUCCCGAUCAGCCCCGGCUAUUUCUGCCGCCGCUGUGCGAUACUCCAGCAACGUGCCCGCCGAGGAACCCAAGAAGAAGGCCCAGAGCAUCAUCGACGCCCUGCCUGGCAGCAGCCUCGUCAGCAAGACUGCCUUCCUCAGCGGUGCCGCCGGUCUCAGCGUCUAUGCCCUCAGCAAUGAGUACUACGUCAUGAACGAGGAGACCGUUGUGGCCGUUUGCUUGCUGGCUGUGUGGACUGGUCUGCUCAAGUACGGAGGCCCUGCCUACAAGGAGUGGGCCGAGGCUCAGAACGAGAAGAUCAAGAACAUCCUCAACAGCGCCCGCGCUGACCACACCGAGGCUGUCAAGACCCGCAUUGAGGAUGUCAAGCAGAUGAGCGGCGUUGUCGACAUCACCAAGGCCCUCUUUGAGGUCUCCAAGGAGACUGCCAAGCUUGAGGCUCAGGCUUUCGAGCUCGAGCAGCAGACCGCCCUGGCUGCCGAGGCCAAGACCGUCCUCGACUCUUGGGUCCGCUACGAGGGCCAGGUCAAGCAGCGCCAGCAGAAGGAGCUCGCUGCCUCCGUCAUCGCCAAGGUCCAGAAGGAGCUCGAGAACCCCAAGGUCCUGCAGCAGAUUCUGCAGCAGAGCGUAGCCGAUGUGGAGAAGAUUGUUUCUGGCAAGGCCCAAUAGAUGACGAAAACUACUAGAGUCUAGAUUCAAGGUCCCCGCAAACUUUCCUUUGUCACGAAGCAAACCCCCCUGUGCAUAUACUCGCACCUGUGCAUUAGCAAAUCAAUCAAGACACUAGUCGAUAUAUAUUUCGUCACCAAGAUGAUUUUGACUGAGAUGAUGAGUGCAUGCUGUCCUAGUUGUUAGGCGAUAGAGAAGGAGGGGGGAAUUGCGGGUGUAAUUAUAUAUACUCUGUAUUUUUUUCACGCUUGGGAGAAUAGGGGUUGGCAGUCCUGAGAAAAUAAAAAAAAGCUUUCCACAC